AUGGUCCUGAUCGCAGUCCUUGCCCACCGCUCAGUGCUGUACUUGAGAGAACACCGAAAACAACAUCAUAAGCUGCGGCCAACCGGGUUGCUGGGGGUGCUUAUGCGACAAGGUUUGCUUUAUUUUGUAUGGGCAGUCGCAUGCGGAGCGCUAAGUGCGAACGGUGCAGCGUUGCUUGUGUUUAACGGCAUCACUACGGUCCUCCAAGUAGGACUUUUGUGCAUGCUGGGACCAUGGUUGAUCUUGUCCAUCCGCCAAAAUCACUUGAAUCAGGUAAAUGGCGGGUCAGGUGGCACCAGGGAUGGGACGGUCAGCGCAGUUGUAUUUGAAAGGCAUUUGUCGGCUGCUGGUGACCCGGAAGCACCAGGGGGCGAUGAACAGCUUCGACCAGAAGACGGCGGGCCUUGA
Molecule: messenger RNA, 408 nt
Organism: Coniophora puteana RWD-64-598 SS2
Lineage: Eukaryota; Fungi; Basidiomycota; Agaricomycetes; Boletales; Coniophoraceae
Exons: 3
Coding region: 1-408 (135 amino acids)
Source: RefSeq, a predicted model, not a curated record